Messenger RNA from Closterium sp. Naga37s-1, 1062 nucleotides. NCBI's taxonomy places the organism in Eukaryota, Viridiplantae, Streptophyta, Zygnematophyceae, Desmidiales, Closteriaceae. The record is from the annotation of a GenBank genome assembly.
AUGGGGGACGGCUGGGCUGCAGCAACUGCCACCACUCCUCCUCCUGUCAUCCCCCCGCCCCGUGUCUCCCGUGCUGCUACCCCGUCGUUCCCGUGCUCCCGUGCUCCCGUUCUCCCGUUCGUCCCGUGCGUUCCGUGCUCUCGUUCGUCCCGUGCGCUCCGUGCUCUCAUUCGUCCCGUGCUGCCCCGUGCUUCCCGUGCUCCUGUUCGCCCCGUGCUUGCCCCGUGCCCAUGCACGUGCUGUCCGCCCGUGUUCGCCGUGCUUGCCCCGUGCCCAUUCCCGUGUUGCCCCCGUGUUCCCUUUCUGCCCCCGUGUUCCCGUGCUGCCCCCGUGUUCCCGUGUUGCCCCCGUGCUCCCGUGCUGCCCCCCGUGUUCCCGUGCUGCCCGGCUCUCCCCGUGUUACCCCGUUCAGCCCUGUCCCCCGUUCUGCCCGUGCUGCCUGUUCUGCCCGUGUCCUGCCCCGUUCUGCCCGUGUUGCCCCGUUCAGCCCGUGUUGCCCUGUUCUGCCCGUGUUGCCUUGUUCAGCCCGUGUCCUGCCCCGUUCAGCCCGUGUUCUGCCCUGUUCUGCCCGUGUUGCCCCGUUCAGCCCGUGUCUUGCCCCGUUCAGCCCGUGUUCUGCCCUGUUCUGCCCGUGUUGCCCCGUUCAGCCCGUGUGCUGCCCCGUUCUGCCCGAGUUGCCCCGUUCAGCCCGUGUCCUGCCCCGUUCUGCCCGUGUUGCCCUGUUCUGCCCGUGCUGCCCCGUUCUGCCCGUUUGUGCCCUACCCGUGCUGUCCGUACCUGUUGGUGCCCCACCCGUGCUGUCAGUUCUCGCUCGUGCCCCACCCGGUCUGUGCUGCCCGGUCUCGUGCUGCUCGUCACCCCCGUGCGGCCCGUCCCGUCCAGCUCCUAGUUGCUACCCAAACCCGCUACCCGUACCCGUGCUCCUCGCACACCGUGCACCAGCUGCGGGGCGUUCAACCGCAACCGGGCACCUGUUCCACCGCGGUGGUUCAGAUGCUGCUUGGUGGUUGCUGCUUGUCAGCUUCAGAGGGGGCCCCUUGCUGGUGUUCCCACGCCCUGUAA